Gongylonema pulchrum is the source of this 717-nucleotide messenger RNA. Lineage: Eukaryota; Metazoa; Nematoda; Chromadorea; Rhabditida; Gongylonematidae. The record is from the annotation of a GenBank genome assembly.
AUGUGUGUCAAGGUCGUGCAUCCGGAGCUUACAUUUCGGGCCAUUAUUCGCCGCUUUGACAAUGAUCAGCACGGUAAUGUUCAGGUAAGUUUACGGCUACACAUACUUGAUGUACAACUAGCUGAUGAACUGAGUACUGAACCGGAUGAAUCGUAUACAGAUGAUGUACUAGACCUGCAAGAAGAUGAGCUUUGCUUCCUCCAAUCCACCCAAGCCGAGCUGCUGUUCCCCCAGCAGGAUGACCCUCAUCCAAAUUAUUGGGUAGAAUCACGCUUGCCGGAAACUCUGCUUAGGCGGUGGGAGCAUCGCGCCAUUGAAUCUGCGGAACAAGGAUUUGUUAAAAAGUACCUCCACGGGCGCCUUCCGCAUCAAGGCGUUAAGGCAAAUGACUCGCGCGCGCUACGCAUUGCGCUGCUCGGUAAGCCACAAAUCAUUCUGGCAGGAACAAUUUCGAUGGUUGAAGGUAUUAUGUCGCGAGUGUUGGACAUGGUCUCGCAUCUCAUUAUUGAUGAGGGAAGUGACAUUUGGUGGCAUUUUAUCGGCACAGCGACUCGCUUUACGCCAAUUGUGACGCCUGCCUUCCUUGAAGCAGUGCAAGAGAAUUUCAGAUUCCAGCGCGACCACUCAGGCCUCCUGAUUGCCCCGGGCAAUGGCUUUAUUUCGGAGGAGCAUUGGUCCAUGAAUAAGGAAUUUCUCGAUCGGAUUCAAGGAUCGUAA